This is a messenger RNA of Stylophora pistillata, 1408 nucleotides long. Its product is annotated as retrovirus-related Pol polyprotein from transposon opus. Lineage: Eukaryota; Metazoa; Cnidaria; Anthozoa; Scleractinia; Pocilloporidae. Gene Ontology annotation, molecular function: zinc ion binding; nucleic acid binding. The record is from RefSeq and is a predicted model, not a curated record. Gene Ontology annotation, biological process: DNA integration.
AGUCAGCAGCAAUCUCUGGUCUUGAGUUAAAUUUGCUUAGAAAUUAUUUUUUCAAUAAUUUCAUAAUUAAGGGUGCAACAUAUAAAUGUGCAAACUGAAAUUGUUUUUGUUUACUCAUAAUGAAUUUGAUAACUCUUCAUUCAUGUAGUCAGACUCUGGACAGGAUUCAAUCAGGAGCAAUACCCUUGGUGUGGCUGAAGCUAGUGACACUGCUGAACAGUCAGGAGCUAAGGCUAAUGGUUCAUGCACUUAAUGUCUUUUGAAUUAGCGAGAGGGCUGCACAGGAAAAUAAAUGACCUGACGUCAUGACUUUUAAAUGGAGGGGCAGGGAGAUAUUAGUGCACUUUCUGAGAUUUUUGGUGCGUCUGAGGAUUUUGACUCUGCUUUGGAGGAGGGUAGUGAGGCGUGGUUUGACUUCUUAACCCAAUCGUCUGGAGUGGUCGAUGAAAUCAUUCCGACACAAGGACCCACAGAGAAAAAUAUACGCUUCUGCAUCAUUUUGGCCGAAAAAUUGCAUAGAAAAUACGAGACAUCGAACCUCCAGGCCAAAUUCGAAGGCAUUGGUACUGUACCUUUACAAAAAAGAGAUGAAAAAACCCUGACUGGAAGUAUCAAUUCUUGCUUGGCCGGCAAAGUGAAGGUAUAUCUGGAGUUUGAAGGUUCAAAUGAAAGAUCAAUUGGUUCUACCGACUUUGAAUUCAUUAAGAACAAUGAUCAAGUCAUACAUGAAAUGUUAUCCAAACUAGAGAUGGGCCAGGAUGAACUUUUCAAAACGUUUGGAACUUUAGCUGGAGCUUUUUCAUCGAGAAGCAGAGGUGUUCAACAGGCCACCCCUCGUGGUGCAGGAGGAACAGGAUCGUCAAAUGUGAAUAAAAGGGACGAUGCCAUACUCGAAAAAAUUCUUACAUUACUUGUGUACAAAGCUGCUGAGAUAGAUGGCCGCGAAUUUCUCGAAAUGGUCUUCAGCACCUCAGCUGGAAGAUUAGUAUUCAAUCACUACAGAAACAGUUCUACAUCACCAGGAGACGUUGCCAGAGCGAAUGGACAUACCAACUUGGGAGAUUUCCUUGAGGAUGUGAAUGAAAGGCUAUCAAAAGAAGUUUGCUAUGAAGACAGCUAUGAAACUGUUGAUUGGUUAGGGCUUAAGCAUGCCGUGGAGAAGAAAGUUUGUCCACCUAGUACUGAUGAUGCCCAAUCGGUAGAUUCUCCAGGUGGUGACAUGAACCAGAGUGGCUACGAAGCAGACGAUGAAGUAUCACCGUUGCCAUCACCCGCAGACACUGAUGCGAUUGGUAGCGAAAUGGAUGAUUCACAGCAUGAAUCAUUCAUUCAUGCUGAUUCAGGGCAUAUCACAUUAGAUAAGAAUGAUACUCUUGAUUCAAUCGCGACCGAAGCUGAAAGGCAAUGA